Messenger RNA from Daucus carota subsp. sativus, 1462 nucleotides. Its product is annotated as CMP-sialic acid transporter 1-like. The record is from RefSeq and is a predicted model, not a curated record. The coding region runs from base 129 to 1136 and encodes 335 amino acids. Gene Ontology annotation, biological process: pyrimidine nucleotide-sugar transmembrane transport. Gene Ontology annotation, cellular component: Golgi membrane. The transcript is spliced from 9 exons. Lineage: Eukaryota; Viridiplantae; Streptophyta; Magnoliopsida; Apiales; Apiaceae. Gene Ontology annotation, molecular function: pyrimidine nucleotide-sugar transmembrane transporter activity; sialic acid transmembrane transporter activity.
UAAUAGAGAAAGGGUGAGGGCAAAAAGGAAGGGAGAGAGAAAGAGAUAGGGAAAUAGGGAAGAGAGAGAGAGAGUGUGUGUGUGUGAGUGAGAGUGAGAGAAAGAGCGAGGGAGAGAGAGGAGAUCGGAUGCAGUGGUACGUGGUGGCAUCGCUACUCACGGUCCUCACAAGCUCCCAGGGAAUUCUAACUACUUUAUCACAGACCGACGGGACUUAUAAAUAUGAUUACGCAACUGUCCCUUUUCUUGCUGAAGUUUUUAAGCUUCUCGUGUCUGGUAUUCUUUUACGCAGAGAGUUUUUAAAGUUACCUCCGCCGUUGAUGACCAAAGAAUGGAAGACUAUUAGUUUAUACCCUAUACCUUCUAUUAUAUACCUUAUCCACAAUAAUGUUCAGUUUGCUACCUUAACAUAUGUUGAUACAUCCACAUACCAGAUUAUGGGCAAUCUCAAAAUUGUUACGACAGCAGUAUUAUUCAGGCUCUUUCUGAGGAGGAAGCUAUCUAAUCUGCAGUGGAUGGCAAUUUUCCUGUUGGCUAUAGGAACAACUACAAGCCAGGUCAAAGGAUGUGGAGAGGCUUCAUGUGAUUCACUUUUCUCAUCACCAAUUCCUGGUUACAUGCUGGGGGUGCUGUCUGCAUGUCUCUCUGCAUUGGCUGGCAUUUAUACAGAAUUUUUGUUGAAGAAAAAGAAUGAUUCAUUAUAUUGGCAGAAUGUUCAGUUAUACAUGUUUGGGGCAAUUUUCAACUUGACACGACUUAUCAUGGAUGAUUUUAGAGGAGGAUUUGAGAAAGGGCCAUGGUGGCAACGUCUUUUCAAUGGAUACAAUAUAAUAACAUGGAUGGUGGUGUUAAAUCUUGGCUCCACUGGUCUAUUAGUUUCAUGGUUAAUGAAGUAUGCGGAUAAUAUUGUGAAGGUGUAUUCAACAUCUAUGGCCAUGCUGCUGACAAUGAUUCUCUCUAUAAUCCUCUUCAAUUUCAAACCCACUUUACAGCUCUUUUUGGGUAUAAUUGUCUGCAUCAUGUCUGUACACAUGUAUUUUGCACCUCCAAACAUGCUCGUGGAUUUGCCUGUGCCAAUGAAGGCAGUUCCAGAGGAUGUAGUCGAAGUCUCCAUUGAUCGAAAAACAGAUUUAUAAGGUUAUAUCUGCAUUGACCAAUCAUAUAUUCUGGUCUACUGUUUGGGAGUCCUGAGCUUAAGAUGGAAUGUUUUGGUGUUUCAAAGGACAAGAAGAAGAGUGUGAACCUUCAGGACCAUCCACCCACAGCAUUGCCAGAAGCACCAGCCCAACUCUGUUUUUACCAACUCUGUUUUGCCAACUCUGUUUUUACCUUUUGUUACUAUUUGAUUAACAGGUUCUUGAAGUUUAUUAGCAUCAAAACAUGGCACUGAGCUACUCAAGUAUUUUAAGAUAAUUAUAUUAAAUCGUACUUAUUAUUAUUAUAUUAAUUACUUUUGUAGCAA